GGCGGGCUCCGGGGCGCCCGUGCGGACUAGGGUGGUCACACCCAGGUGUGUGAGUGACGUAGACCGCGAGUAGGAGCGGCUGGUACGGCCGGCCUCCUGUGGGCCUCCCGCCCUCCGCCCACGCUGCCUGGCUUCCGGCCGCUCUUCCCUCGGCGCCCGUCUCCGUGCGCUCCGCUUCCUUCUCCGUCCCUCCGCCUCUUGUGCAGUCCCUGUGGCCUCCCUCGUGGCGCGUGGGCCGAGGCCCCGGCGCUGGACUUCCCCUGGGUCCAGAAGCCCCGGGCCCGGAGCGCCUGCAGGCCAGGGCCGAUCCCGAGAGUCAGGGUGACUUGCAACCGCCUGCCGGGACACGAUGUUUGCACGAGGGCUGAAGAGGAAAUAUGGUGACCAAGAGGAAGGCACGGAGAGCUUUGGCACUGUGCCUUCCUAUAGCCUGCAGCGGCAGUCUCUCCUGGACAUGUCCCUUGUCAAACUCCAGCUCUGCCACAUGCUGGUGGAGCCCAAUCUCUGUCGCUCAGUCCUCAUUGCCAACACAGUGCGGCAGAUCCAGGAGGAGAUGAGCCGGGACGGCAUGUGGCACGGGAUGGCACCCCAGAAUGCAGAACGGGCACCAUUUGACCGCCUGGUGUCUACAGAGAUCCUGUGUCGCACAGCAAAGGGGCCUGAGGGGGUGCACUCCACUCCCGAACUGGAAGAUGGCCCCUUGCAGGGAGCAGCUUCUGAAUUUCCUAUGGUCAGCUCAGCACAGGGGCCGAGGAACCCUCAGAGCAGUCUUUGGGAGAUGGACAGCCCUCAAGAAAACAAGGGGAACUUUCAGAAGUCCCUGGACCAGAUAUUUGAGACCCUGGAGAACAAAAACCCCAGUUCUGUGGAGGAGCUUUUCUCAGAUGUGGACAGUUCCUACUACGACCUGGACACAGUGCUGACAGGUAUGAUGAGCGGCAGCAAGCCGGGCCUCUGCAGCGGGCUGGAGGGCUUUGCUGCAGCCACCCCGUCUCCCGGUACCACCUGCAAGUCUGACCUGGCUGAGCUGGACCAUGUGGUAGAGAUUUUGGUGGAGACCUGAUGGAAGGCCCUUGAUGGGAAGCCCUUGAUGGGAAGCCCUUGAUGGGCCAGUGA
This is a messenger RNA of Nannospalax galili (Upper Galilee mountains blind mole rat), 1116 nucleotides long. RefSeq names its product cell division cycle associated 4 (gene Cdca4). The transcript is spliced from 2 exons. Gene Ontology annotation, molecular function: transcription regulator activity. The coding region runs from base 350 to 1063 and encodes 237 amino acids. Gene Ontology annotation, cellular component: nucleus. NCBI's taxonomy places the organism in Eukaryota, Metazoa, Chordata, Mammalia, Rodentia, Spalacidae. The record is from RefSeq and is a predicted model, not a curated record.